AUGGCGCAUGCAUCUUUUUUAAAAGAAAGUUAUGGCAAAAUGCCGAACUCCGUCUCGCGCUACAUAGUCGACUAUUUUGUGAGCAAUGCAGACGUAUUGUUGAGCGAUACAAACGUCCGCACACCCACCCAAAAUGCGAAACGAACGGCUGCAUACAAAACCCUAAUCACGAAGAUUCACGAUGAAUUUGGAUACGAUGUGAGCGAACGUAAGAUCAGAAAUCACUUCGACCACGUGAGAUCCAAAGUGAUCUCAAAGGGAAUGACUUUGAGAAAGGGAUUCGCAGCCGAAAAAAAAUAUCGCUCCAGGACGGGGGGUGGAUUAAGCAUUUCCGAAGAAACUCGUUUCUCCAAAAAUAACGAUUCCUGCCCCUUUGAAAGCCCUGCAGAAGAAAAACUCUGGAGUUUUUUCGAAAAUACCCCGGUCACUACUCCAUUUGUCGAGGGCGAAAGCCAUGUAGGAAAGAGGAAUUCCCCCGCUCACGAAGGCAACCGCGGUCACGAAGAGGAGCCGCUUAUGGUUGAUUUUGAAAGCGAUACAGACCUUGAAGAAGAAGAUUAUGGAGCCGGGACGGGCAGGCAACCAGACUUAGGUGGAGGAGGCGAUGCAAGAGCCAAAAUGAAGAGUCGUUUGAGAGUAACGGAAGCCGAUUUACUGCAAGAGCAGUAUAGGUUGAUCCAGGACCAGCGCAAGUUUCUGAACGAGAUGAUCCACACAUUGCACGUCAUGUGUGACUUCAUCGCAUCACAGAAGAGUCAAACUACCCCGGGAAUUGAAGUAUGCAUGCAAAGCGGUGGAGGGAGGGCUGCACCCAUCACUGGCGAUGAAAAUGUAGAGGAAUCAGUGUUUUCGAGUCAUGAUGUUGUUAAACAUGUUUUGGAGGGUAGCGGAGGAGUUAACCGAGUAGCGUUCCAUGCAACAGUGCCAAUACAUGCCAUGUAUGCGCAUAAUCAUCAAGAUACGGGUAGAUUUCUUCUAGCUUUGAUAGCUACAGGGCCAAGGAAGACCGCUUCAACAAUAUUGUACCUGCUAGAGCUCCUGCCUACAAAAAGCAAAAGAUGUUCAAGGACGAGCCUUUUGCCCCUUCAAAAAGGGAUCUAA
Cylicocyclus nassatus is the source of this 1101-nucleotide messenger RNA. NCBI's taxonomy places the organism in Eukaryota, Metazoa, Nematoda, Chromadorea, Rhabditida, Strongylidae. The record is from the annotation of a GenBank genome assembly.